Molecule: messenger RNA, 1538 nt
Organism: Nilaparvata lugens (brown planthopper)
Lineage: Eukaryota; Metazoa; Arthropoda; Insecta; Hemiptera; Delphacidae
Product: thymidylate synthase
Exons: 5
Coding region: 202-1122 (306 amino acids)
Biological process (GO): dTMP biosynthetic process
Cellular component (GO): mitochondrion; cytosol
Molecular function (GO): thymidylate synthase activity
Source: RefSeq, a predicted model, not a curated record
CGUGCACAUGUUGGCGUGUUGGCGCCAAAUCUUUUGUUUGUUUGGUUAUGUUAUCUAAUUAUUCUUGAAGUAAUAACAAUAUUCUAUUUGAUUUUCUUUACUUACAAAGAUAGGAAACUGAAAUUUUGUAUAAAUAUACUUGGACUAAUCACUUUAAAAUUAUUAGAACUACAUAAUCUCGCUGUAACUAAGCUGUCAAUCAUGACCACUAAUGGUUUAAAGGAAAGCCAAGGUGAUAAACCAGGAGAUCAAACCAAUUCAGAUGAACUUCAGUACUUGAACUUGGUUCAAAAGGUUCUAGAUUCUGGUUACAAGAAAAUGGAUCGAACCGGUACAGGAACCCUCUCACUCUUUGGAGCACAAAUGAGAUUCUCUCUCAAGAAUGGAGUUUUCCCUCUACUUACCACAAAGAGAGUCUACUGGAAAGGAAUCGUCGAAGAGCUACUUUGGUUCAUCAAAGGUUCGACAAAUGCCAAAGAACUUUCAGAGAAGGGCGUUCACAUCUGGGAUGGGAACAGCUCCAGAGAAUACUUGGACUCUCUCGGAUUCACUGAUAGAGUUGAAGGUGACCUUGGCCCAGUUUACGGCUUUCAGUGGCGUCACUUUGGAGCCGAGUACAAGGACAUGUUCACCGACUAUAGGUCGCAGGGUGUCGACCAGUUGCGUGACGUCAUCACCAAGAUCACCACCAAUCCGGACGACAGGCGCAUCAUCAUGUGCGCAUGGAACGCCAGCGACCUAACCAAGAUGGCGCUGCCGCCCUGUCACUGUCUCGUGCAGUUCUAUGUGGCCGGCAACCAGCUCAGCUGUCAGAUGUACCAGAGGUCGGCCGACAUGGGCCUAGGUGUACCAUUCAACAUAGCCAGCUACUCGCUUCUCACAUACAUGAUAGCUCACGUGACGGGCCUGGAACCAGGUGAAUUCGUGCAUACGAUAGGCGACUGUCACGUUUAUUUGAAUCACGUCGACGCACUCAAAGUUCAACUGCAGCGUGAGCCACGCCAGUUUCCACAGUUGAAGAUUAAUCGAACCGUCACCGACAUCGAGGACUUCAAAUUCGACGAUUUCGAGUUGGUCGACUACAAACCCUAUCCUAAGAUCGAUAUGCAGAUGGCUGUUUGAAGUGAUGCAUUGAAUUUGUUCUAAUAUCAAGAGUAUACUUGUACAGUAUUUGCCAAACAUAAUUAGGGAGUUGAUGACUGAUCAUUUGUGAAGUGAUAAUGAAUGAUGAAGUUAUUUGUGUAAACCGUCCAGAUUGGAUUUAAAAAAUGAUACGCACAUUCCAAAGACUUAAAGUGUUUAUGAUGUGAUAUGCAUCAACAUUGACUCCAUCUAUGUGCAAACCAUUUUCAUUUAAUUGAUUUUCAGUUCGAAGAUGAUAUAGAAACGAUUUUAGAAGUGAUAACAUUCUUCUUAUUAUUUUAGAUUGAAAUACCUUCAUGUAUUUUUAUACACGCUGUAAUAAUAAUAUCGAGUGACCUAGGAGUUUUACGCUGUGAUAGGAGAUUUUUGGAAGAUAAAACCUCUUUUUUAGAACA